Molecule: messenger RNA, 2352 nt
Organism: Cladophialophora psammophila CBS 110553
Lineage: Eukaryota; Fungi; Ascomycota; Eurotiomycetes; Chaetothyriales; Herpotrichiellaceae
Product: threonyl-tRNA synthetase
Exons: 2
Coding region: 1-2352 (783 amino acids)
Biological process (GO): threonyl-tRNA aminoacylation
Cellular component (GO): cytoplasm
Molecular function (GO): ATP binding; threonine-tRNA ligase activity
Source: RefSeq, a predicted model, not a curated record
AUGACUCAGAACGGCUCUGCUGGCCCUGACUCAUCCGCCCCUGAGACCGCCGCAUUAAAGAUGCCAGCCAGCCCAACAUCCAGCAAGAAAAUGCCCGGCAGACCGAAAGAAAUGUCUACUCAAGCGGCGGUGCCUGCGGCUCAUCAAGCCCCCAAAGCGCUACCGGACUUCAUUUUGGAGAGGAAUGAACUGUUCGACCAGCUAAAGAAGCAGCGUAACCAAGAACUCGCCAACAGGGAUAAGCCUCCAAUUGAGAUCAAACUCGCUCCCGCACCAGGCCAGGAAACCAUUGUCGAAGGCAAGGCCUGGGAGACCACGCCUGGUCACUUAUUGAAGAAUUUGCCCAAGGAACGAGCCGGCCAGGUGGUGGUGGCUAAAGUUGACGACCAACUCUGGGAUCUAGACAGGCCUCUGGAAAAGGACAGCAAAGUCUCGUACCUCACUUUCGACGACCCCGAAGGCCGUGAUGUCUUUUGGCACUCUUCAGCACACGUGCUCGGCGAAUGUGCCGAGCAUGAGUACGGCUGCCGCCUCUCCCACGGCCCUCCCACGCCCAUGGGUUUCUUCUACGACAUGGCGCUCGAACCAGGCAAAGCCGUUCGUGAGGCCGAGUGGCCGUCGCUGGAGAAUCGUGCAAAGAAGUUUGCAAAGGACAAACAAGCCUUUGAACGCCUCGAGGUUUCCAAGGACAAUCUACGCAAAAUGUUUGGCUACAGCAAAUAUAAGAUGCACUACAUUGAGAAGUUUGUGCCCGAUGGGGAAUCUUCCACUGUAUACCGCAAUGGGACAUUGGUGGACUUAUGCCAGGGCCCGCACAUCCAGAACACUCGCAAAAUCGAGUCCUUCAAGAUCAUGAAGAACAGCUCCGCAUAUUUUCUAGGUGACCAGAACAACGACUCCCUUCAGCGCAUUCACGGCGUCGCAUUUCCCUCGAAACAGCAACUUAAAGACUGGGAGAUUUUCCUCGAGGAGGCCAAGAGGCGUGAUCAUCAGGUCAUCGGCCAACAGCAAAAACUCUUCAUGUUCAGUAAAGUUUCCCCCGGUUCACCAUUCUUACUUCCGCAUGGGACGCGCAUCUUCAACGCGCUUCAACAAAUGCUUCGUGACCAAUACUGGGAACGCGGCUAUCAGGAAGUCCAGUCUCCCAACAUGUACAAUGUAGACCUAUGGAAAACCUCAGGCCAUUGGCAACACUACCAAGACGACAUGUUCCGAGUGCAAGUGAAAGAUGACUCUACCGACCCCAUGCCCUUGAGCGACAAGCAACCAGACGGCAAGACCCCUCUCGCAGAAAUCAAGGACAAAGACAAGGGCAUCUUCGCCCUGAAACCGAUGAAUUGUCCAGGCCACUGCGUCAUGUUCCGCGAUGAAGAGCGCUCCUAUCGCGACUUGCCUUGGCGCGUGGCCGACUUCGGCGUGCUUCAUCGCAAUGAGGCGUCCGGCGCACUCUCUGGGCUCACCCGCGUGCGGAAGUUUCAGCAAGACGAUACCCACAUCUUCUGCACCAGCGACCAGGUUCAGUCCGAAAUCGAGGGCUUGUUUGACUUCAUGUCUCACGUUUAUGGCCUUUUCGGGUUUCCCUUCAAGUUGAAGUUCUCCACGCGGCCCGAAGGAUAUAUGGGUACAUUGGAGGACUGGAACGCCGCUGAAGCUCGCUUGCAGCAAGCGCUCAUAAACUUCCGAGGCGACGACUGGGAGAUGAACGAGGGGGAUGGUGCCUUCUACGGUCCAAAGAUUGAUGUCACGAUUUCUGACGCGUUGAAGAGGGAGUACCAGUGCGCAACUAUUCAGUUGGAUUUCCAGGGUCCCCAGAAUUUCAGACUCGAAUAUCGAACCAGCGAAUCCGGGGAGCUGGUCGCGCAGCAAUCCGAGGAACACCGCGAGCGUGAUCCAAAGGCACCAGGUCCAGGAAUGGCCCGCCCCGUGAUGAUCCACCGCGCCAUCAUCGGCUCUUUCGAACGCUUCAUCGCCAUCCUCUGCGAACAUUUUGCAGGGAAAUGGCCGUUCUGGAUCUCCCCGCGGCAGAUUCUGGUGAUCCCGGUUAUGAAAGCCGCCGAGGAUUACGUGCGAGAGAUUCAAGCGAUAUUCCACAAGGCGCGUAUGUACGUGGACAUCGAUGUGAGUGGAAAUACGAUGCAGAAGAAGAUCCGGAACGGGCAGCUGGCGCAGUACAACUUCAUCUUUGUCGUCGGCGCGAAAGAACGGGAUACCCGCACCGUGAACAUCCGAAACCGAGACGACCCCUCCACACAGAAGAUGGGCGAACUGAUCCCUCUCGAGAAGGCGCUGGAGAGACUCAUCAAGCUGCGGGACUCAAGGAGCCUUGAGAACAAAAUUGACAUGGGCGAAUAG